CGGGAAGGUUGUUCGAGGAGGGAAGUGUCAGUGACCUAAGUUUUAUUCAGCAAUCAAAGUAUAAUUGUGUAGCUGUGUUUUAAUUGUUUUAAGCGAACAUUCUGGACUCCACCAUCACCAUUCCUGGGUAUGUACUGUAUCACUGGCAGGACAGACCUAGCAGAGGUGGUGGCACACUGGUAUACCACAGAGAGAGAGUUGCCCUGGCAACUUUCAACAUCGGCACUGGACCCCAUGAGGUCUCAUGGCACCAGGUUAAACAUGGGCAAGGAAACCAACUGCUGAUUAGCACAUACCAUCCUCCCUCAGCUGAUGAAUCGGUGGUCCCUCAGGAUCAAGAAUGCUUUGCUUCCUCGCUAGUUCUUUGGCCUCAUCUAUCACCUCAGAACCCAAUGCAGGAAGCACGGAUUCUGCUACAGAUGCCUGGUAGGAAUAUUACACCAGGGAACUUGGAGCAGGAGGUGUCUUAUGGGGCAGGCAGGGAAACUGAAGGUGUGCCAAGUACAGCAAUACGAGAAAUCUCCCUUCUCAAGGAACUGAACCAUCCCAACAUAGUCAAGUUACUUGAUGUCAUUCAUACGGAGAAUAAACUCUAUUUGGUCUUUGAGUUCCUGCAUCAGGAUCUGAAGAAGUUCAUGGACGUCUCUUCGGUCACUGGGAUCCCAUUGCCACUCAUCAAGAGUUACCUAUUCCAGCUGCUGCAGGGCCUCGCGUUCUGUCAUUCUCACCGGGUGCUUCAUCGGGACUUGAAGCCCCAGAACCUGCUGAUCAAUGCCGAAGGUGCGAUUAAACUAGCUGACUUUGGACUCGCGCGAGCUUUUGGCGUACCUGUUCGCACGUACACCCAUGAGGUUGUCACGCUGUGGUAUCGUGCCCCUGAGAUCCUCCUGGGAUGUAAAUAUUACUCUACUGCAGUCGACAUCUGGAGUCUUGGCUGCAUCUUUGCUGAAAUGAUCACAAGGAGAGCCUUAUUCCCUGGAGACUCUGAGAUAGAUCAGCUGUUUCGCAUAUUCCGAACCCUUGGAACACCAGAUGAUUCCAUCUGGCCAGGAGUGACGUCCAUGCCUGAUUACAAGCCCACAUUUCCAAGGUGGAUUCAACAGGAUCUUAGUAAAGUGGUCCCCCCUUUGGAUGAUAUUGGCAGAGAUCUGUUGGCGAAAAUGCUUCAAUAUGAUCCAAGCAAGCGUAUCUCAGCGAAGGGUACCCUGUCCCAUCCUUUCUUCCAAGAUGUGACCAAACCUGUCCCUCACCUUCGAGCUUAAAGUUCAGCCUAUCAAUUGCUGCUCUGAGG
Molecule: messenger RNA, 1291 nt
Organism: Hypanus sabinus (Atlantic stingray)
Lineage: Eukaryota; Metazoa; Chordata; Chondrichthyes; Myliobatiformes; Dasyatidae
Gene: cdk2
Product: cyclin dependent kinase 2
Exons: 10
Coding region: 393-1262 (289 amino acids)
Biological process (GO): signal transduction; regulation of G2/M transition of mitotic cell cycle; regulation of gene expression
Cellular component (GO): cyclin-dependent protein kinase holoenzyme complex; nucleus; cytoplasm
Molecular function (GO): cyclin binding; cyclin-dependent protein serine/threonine kinase activity; ATP binding
Source: RefSeq, a predicted model, not a curated record